UAUGUUUACCAUGCUGAGAGAUGCCCAUUUCAGUCGAGUUUUAAUUGUCAAAUGCAACGGGUGAAAUCUACUCGGCAACGGCAACGGCAGACGGCAGACGAACGUAUCAAAAACGAAACGCCUCGAUGGGGUUGUGCUAAUAAAUAACAACAAUACUUUAGCUUAGAGAAAUAACUGAAACCCUAAAAUUAUACAGUAAAAUAGUUUGGGUUUCUUGAAAUUAACCUGUACGCGAAAAGUAAACACCUUAGUGCAAGUAAUAGCUUAUUUAUAAAAUCGAAAAAUUGCAUAUCGGAAUCUAGGAAGAAUGUUAACAGGCCAGCGCCAGACCAUCAAAUUGAAUUAAAUUGCGAAGGCGGUGCCGUUUAUAUAUGUAUGUUCGCGGAAUCUUCAAGGAAUUGGCCAGCGCACGUUUCGGAUGUGAAAGGAUAAUGUGGAAGCAUGUCUUCCAACUCUGUUGUGUCACUCUCAUCUUUUAAUAUAUUAUUUUUUACACAGGCGUAACAAAAAGCACAGCCAAUAUAUCGACAGUGAAGCAAGUUGCAUUUGCUAACAAAGCCACCACCAGCACCUUAGACAAUGGCGACCACCAAACAAUAGGAGCAGUGUCACAUGCUCAAUUUAGCGAAAGUCCUACACCGAACACAAGUCAAGGUGGUGUAACAGAUGCAAUUCUGGCUUUACAGCAAAAUCACAAGCAGCUGGAAGAUGAAGAAGAAGAUGAGGAGGCAGAGGAAUAUCAAGCAGUCGAAAAGGUCAAUUUGACUGUGCGCACCCCACCAGGGCCUGUUACACAACUCUAUUUCAAAGCGUCAACAAUUCUGGGCUUUCUUAUCUGGCGCUUUAAUAAAGCCAAUUCCGGUGGUUACCCGGUGCGCAGCUUUACUGCCGAAUUUCGCAAUGUUUCGUACAAUGAAACACCCUACAACCAUACGUUCGAGCACGAAUGGAGUCGAAUGGACCCUAUUAAUAUUGCGCCGAAUGUUCGGCAAAUGGAAGUAUAUCGACUGGAGCCUAACACCACCUACGAGUUUCGAAUAUGGGCCAACAAUCAGUUGGGCAGCGGCGAGGUAGUGACCACUAAUGUAACAACACUUCCCGAAACCAAAGAGGAGGAUUUAAUACGCCUUAUACAACCCGACUUAGAUAAUUUCGAUCCGCGCAUUUGGAUAAUCGCCGUCAGUGUUGUGCUUGGAACUCUUGUGAUAUUAGCAAUUGGACUUUGUAUAGUUUUAUCGAAAGAAUGUUAUCAAUCAUCGCAAGCGGAAUUUGAAGUUGGUUGGGAGAGCAUAGAGCUAAUACCGAAUAUAAUACUGAAUCCGGGCUUCUGUGAAUCGGACGGACCACAGGCAGCGCAGCCAUACACGCGAACAAUCAUAUUCGGCGAGGACGACGACAGUGAUGGCUACGAGAGCGAGGAGUCCGAUCACGAACCGACAAUGGAGAAGUUUAAACGAAAGGUGUCUGUAUUCUUUACAGGCCCAACAAUAAGACGCAUUUGAGUCAAAUCGGAUAAAGGCUGUGGCGAGGGCGACGGACGACGAGGGAACAUUUGUUCAGCAGUCGUUUGCGGGGUUUUGCGCCGUUUUAUUUUUUUAGAUAUACUAGCAUAAGUAGAAGCAUUUAUUUUAUAGAAUGUUAUAUUUUUGUGUGUAAAAAUUAAAUUUCUUUAUUUCAAAUAUUCGCGUUCCGAUACCGCCAGUAUUUGGAGUAUAUUUGGCACACAAAAAGCUUUUUUAUAAAUUUGAUUAUUACUGCUUCAUUAAAGACGCAUAAAGAUUCGCACAUACGCAGAGUGGUUAUGUCAUCGAAAAAAAUAAAAAAAAAAUAGUUAUAUUUAAUGAAAAACAAAAAUAAAUGAAAAUAAAGUAAGACAAAAAGCGAGCUUUUGUUACAAAAUAUUUUAUAAAUUAAUGCGUAAGCAAAUUGUUACGAAAAACGCACCGCUGAUACAUAGUAUGUAUGUAUGCAUAUCGUUGUCGUCAUUACAAAAGGCCCUAAGUGAAAUUGUGACUUGUGGGACAUUUCAUUCCAGAAUAUGAUUAUAACUAUGUAUGUCGUUAGAACUUAUACCAGAGUCAAAGAUAUUUUUUAACCUUGGUAAAUAACUAAUGUAUAAAUUCUCUACAAAAAAAAAAAAACAAUUAUUUCUAAGUUUUUUGUAUUUGGUAU
Molecule: messenger RNA, 2172 nt
Organism: Rhagoletis pomonella (apple maggot)
Lineage: Eukaryota; Metazoa; Arthropoda; Insecta; Diptera; Tephritidae
Molecular function (GO): protein binding
Source: RefSeq, a predicted model, not a curated record